CCCUUGUAUUUGAGUCUGUUUAAGCAGAGCUGCAUCUGGGCAGUUUAUUUCUUUCCAUUUUAUUCUGAAGUCUGAUGUUAUCAGUUACAUUUAUUACAUGCAUUAAACUAAACUUGAGGCAGACAAACUAAAGAGACAGCAGUCCUAUCCUUCAAAACUCGGUCACUAGGCUGCUGUGAAAAUGUAAACAGGAGACACUGCAGCACUGAACACCUCCCUGCUGCCUCUAUUCUCUAUUGUGUCUUCCCGGCUUUGCAGUCUGGCCCACGUGAUCCCCUGCUGCCAUGUGAUUUGGUGAUGUCACGCAGCAACGGAGGAGCAGCUGGACGAUAAGAAGCAGAAGCUGCCAUAUAUUAGGCAGAUGAUCGUCAACGUGAACAUUUCUAAGGGAAUUUUCGCUAGCGUUACUUUCUUCCUAGUGAAACUUCGUUAACAUACGCUUACCACCAUGAGCCUUCACCCAUUUUUGUUGGUGGCAUGCAGUCUCACUGCCUGGAUCACACUCUACCUCUUCAUCUGCCAGCUUAAUAAGAAUAAAACCUAUGAGUGGAACUGCCGAUUAGUUACCUUGAUUCAUGGUGCUCUGAUUAUUUCUCUAUCAGCGUAUGUGGGAUUCAUUGACGGUCCAUGGCCAUUCACACAUCCAGGCUCUCCAAAUACCCUGCUUCAAGUGCACGUGCUAUGUCUGACACUGGGAUACUUCUUCUUUGACUUGUGUUGGUGUGUGUAUUUUCAAACAGAAAAAGCCUUGAUGUUGACCCAUCACAUUCUUAGCAUCCUUGGCAUAAUUAUGGCACUAAUCCUUGGUGAAUCGGCUACUGAAGUUAAUGCUGUCUUGUUUGGCAGUGAAAUAACAAAUCCCCUGCUGCAAGUGCGAUGGUUUCUGCGGGAAACAGCUCGCUACGACACCUUCCUUGGGGACACUGUGGAUUUCUUGUUUGUGGCUCUUUUUACCACUGUGCGCAUAGGUGUGGGAGCCUGGCUUUUAUACUGUGAACUUACCUCCCCAAAACCAUACUGGUUUGUUAAAAUGGGAGGUAUUGCUAUGUAUGCUAUAUCUUGGUGCUUCAUGAUAAGUAUCUGGCGCUUUGCUUGGAGACGAAGCCUCAAGAAAUACAAAAUGUGGAAAGAUAACAAUGGUACAAGCGGUCAGAUACAUUACAAUGGGCAUCCUAAAUCUCUAUGACGUCAGGAUAUGAGAAAUACAAGAGAAGACUGAGUAGGGGCCAUGUAGCUGAUAUUGUAUUCCUUGUAAAAUUUUAACAAGGAUAAACUCUGAAUUUACAAGGCAAUACUCUCCUGUAGCAGUAGUGGUAAGGAACAUUUUAGUGAUAUGGACUAGUACUUGAAAGUGUUUUCUCUAUUUUUAAAUUAUUAGUUAUUAUUAUGGAAAACCAAGAAAAAGUAACAAAAUGUUUGUGUGUGAGAGAAACAGAGUGAGAAUGGAUUAUUACAGGUAUCCUGAUCUUGCUAAUUUCAUGUUACAAAAGUGGUAUAACAUUUUUUUUUUUUGUAUAGGGAUCCAAUGUUAAAGAAAAUGCUCUUUUAAGCACAUUUUCAAAUUGCUGGUAAUAUUAGGUUUAGCAGCUCUUUCUUAGAACUUUUGUACGGAAGGCUUGAGUUAUUUGAAUAAGCAUACACUCUGCAUUUUUCACUUAGCACUGCACUAAAAUGGAAAAGGGACACAGAAAACACUAAGCAUUAAUAUUAUUUUAUAGGAGAUAUCCCUGAAGGUUCAGUUAACCCCAAGCAAUUGCUACAGCAGUCAAAAUCAAUUUUUAAGCCAACCUGUCCGUGAGUAUCAUGUCUGUAUAACAAUGAGUGGUGAAUAUGAUACUCUGAUACACAAGAUGGUAUAAAAUAAAUAGCGUAUAUAUAUAUAUAUAUAUAUAUAUAUACAUGGACCUAUUAUCCAGAAUCCUUGGG
This is a messenger RNA of Xenopus laevis (African clawed frog), 1926 nucleotides long. It is a transcript of the gene tlcd5.L, whose product is annotated as TLC domain containing 5 L homeolog. The record is from RefSeq and is a predicted model, not a curated record. Bases 449 to 1186 code for a protein of 245 amino acids. Lineage: Eukaryota; Metazoa; Chordata; Amphibia; Anura; Pipidae. The transcript has 4 exons. Gene Ontology annotation, cellular component: membrane.